AUGAUCAUCAAACCUUUUGUCGGCUUGAUUCUUUUUGGCAUGAGCCUGCCGUCAGCCCAUGCUAUCAAAGAGCAAACGGACAUUGGGAACUUCACUGUGGCUUUGGUCCGGGCAUCACCCGUCAAUGUGCCAUACCCUCCACCUUCCAAUAAUUGGUAUGGUCAAAUGCACGACAUCAACGCGACCGUUGAUUUUGGCGUUAAGCUCAUUCAACGUGCGGCACUCUCUGGUGCAGACUUUGUAGCAUUUCCAGAGCUGUGGUUUCCAGGAUACAUCGAUGUUAACCCCGGCCCAAGCAAAAUGCUCGACAACUAUUUCAAUCAAACAAUUACCGUUAACGAUAACAACUGGAGGAAACUUGUUUCGGCCGCACGUCAGAACGGCGUUUGGCUAGAAUUCGGCUUUGCACAACACAUCAAUGACCAUAUCUACAUGGGUCAGGGCUUGAUUGACUCAGAUGGAAACAUCGUUCAAGUCCGUCAAAAGCUUCGUCCUUCUGGGAACGAGAGGACUAUAUUCAGCGACGGUACCAUUGACCAAUUGUUGGUCCACAAGACACCAUUCGGUAGAUUGGGGAUGCUAGAAUGCUGGGAACACAUGCAUCCGACAAUGACAUUUCCUGUGCACGCCCAAGUCGAAAAUAUCCACAUUGCUGCUUUCCCUUGGGCUCCAGACUUGGACGUUGAUACCGGUGUCACUCGGUCAGAAGUAUCAAUAGCAGCCGCUCGAUUAUACGCAGUCGUUGGGAGCUCUUAUGUGUUCAUGCCAGCAGUUGGCACUGCCGCUGUGAUUGCACCAAACGGAACCACGGUCGCCUCUAUCCAGGCAUCGGAUUGCGCCAACGAAACUCCUAUUCUAUAUCAUUCUAUCAACGCGACAGAAUUCAUCAGUAGUAAUCUGACCUACGAUACCACUGAAUACUCCUGGGCAGCGUUGCAGCAGGUUAAUGAUGCUUACCCAUCCUACAUCCCGAAGGAUGUCAAUAGCUCAUUCAUCAGCCAUCGGCUGAAUUCUAUUUCUGAGAUGAGGAGGUCUGGUCCCAUCAUGUCGUCUUGA
Molecule: messenger RNA, 1056 nt
Organism: Penicillium brevicompactum
Lineage: Eukaryota; Fungi; Ascomycota; Eurotiomycetes; Eurotiales; Aspergillaceae
Product: Aliphatic nitrilase
Exons: 3
Coding region: 1-1056 (351 amino acids)
Molecular function (GO): catalytic activity
Source: RefSeq, a predicted model, not a curated record